AUGGUGAUCUUGGGGCGCUUGCGCCAGGUGAUCCCAUGGGCGGUGCCGUGGCGCGGCAUCUCCACGAAUCGCGUGCUGGGCGUGUCUGGCACGAAGAAGGGUAAGAUCGUGGAGGCGGCCAAGAAGAGCGGCUACAAGAAGGGUGGGGCGGGGGCCGGCAAGAAGCUGGGCAAGAAGGGCGUGGAGAGCAAGAAUGUCAAGGACGCUGGGGUCGGCGCAACGAUUCGCGUCCAGGUGCAAUCCAAGCGCAAGACGAUCGAGCCCAAGAUCAAGAUCAGCGACGGCGAGCGGCAGACGAUGCUGGCGGAGCUCAACCGGCUGGCCAAGGAGACCAGCCGGAUCUUGAUGAACGAGCACAGGGAGAAGCAGUGGUCCGAGGGGCGGAUGCUGGCGGCGAAGGUGGCGGCGAUCGGGGCGCUGCCGGAUCACCUCCGCGCCGGGAUCAAGACGCCGGUGAUGGGGAUGAGGAAGACGGCGCUCAAGGCAGUGCCGCCCACGAUUCUACCCCCGAUUGGCGGCUAUGCGGUGGACACGGCCGCGUCGCUCAAGGCCGCGGUGGUGAAGAAGAGGAGGUGA
Molecule: messenger RNA, 576 nt
Organism: Selaginella moellendorffii
Lineage: Eukaryota; Viridiplantae; Streptophyta; Lycopodiopsida; Selaginellales; Selaginellaceae
Exons: 1
Coding region: 1-576 (191 amino acids)
Cellular component (GO): mitochondrial ribosome; mitochondrial large ribosomal subunit
Source: RefSeq, a predicted model, not a curated record